AUGGGCUCAAUCGGUUUGGCUAUCGAGGUAGUCUACUACUGGAUGGAAACCAAUGGUAGAGAGCUUCUUAAACCCGACGUUGAAAUCUUAUUCAACGUCUUUGAGAGUAUUCAUUACGGCAGGCGAGUCCGUGCUCUAAGAUGGGGGCACAACUAUUAUUUCGAGGACCUUUUAGGUUCUUGUUCGAACGAGGGAGACCAUGAAGAUUGCCAAGAGUUCAUCAUAAUUGCAAAUAUGGCUAAUCUAGCCAUUUUGGCGGAUCCUUGGCAUCUCAACUUCCAAGAGAAAGAUGGCUGGAAACAACAGCAGAAGUAUUUUCGACUUGGAUUAACGACCGACACAAAUCUCGACGAACCUCGCAGCAUCAGCCAUAGCCCUAUCCAUUCUGCAUACCACUAUGUCUUGACUUUCCGUGACACUCAGAAUCUGCUACAUGCCAGUGCAGCCCUUUAUAGACUAUACGGAGGAGACUCCUGCAAUUUACCAUCCUCGUUCUGGGAGUCUAGGUUCUGGACUCAUGGUGAGACUGUAUUCGCGCGGUCAAUCCGCCAAUCGGAUUCAUGGAAAGAUUGGUUUUUUACUAUAAAGUCCGAACUAAAGGAAGGCCCAAACAAGAUGAAUUUACGGAAUCGAAAGAGAAUAUGGAGGCUUGGCGUUGAAUUGAUCAACCUAGUCCGCGCCAUCAAGGAGCCCGACCGCCUUCUAUAUGGCGAUAUUGACGCAAUAAUGCAAGGUCAGAUGCGAAGUUCUAUGGCAAGUGGUUUAGCCAAGAGAUUUGACUUUCAAGGUUGUCGAGAGUUGACGCAGAGGUUUGUACGUUUAGGCAAUAAGUCUCGACUUUGUGCCGUGAUACCAUCUUAUGUUCUUCUCUCAAAUCGCCAAUUGAUCUCCGGCCUUAGUUUUGUGUUCAGCAAUGGCAAAUAUGUUGAUGUGGGCUAUGUUGUAAGCAGACAGAGGGGCGGCUACUUCGAUUCGACAGCUGUACCGAAGUUUCUCUGGUUGGUUUCUAGCCAACUAGGAUUUGAGGCAAUUUCAAUUGACGCAUAUCCUCAACAAGUCCUUGAUGGCUUUACAUCUAAUCACGGAAACAAAGUAGCGGUGUCUAAGUGGAGUUUAGAAAACCUCAAGGGGGUUUAUCUUGGCCUCGAUGCUAUGCGGAUCGUGAGCAUUGGUAUAGACGUCGGGAAACAAGAUAGCCUUGACGAUGUUCUCUGGACCCCUCAUUGCACUUUAUCCACUCCCUCUAUCUCUAUGCACGAAGAUGAUAUGGCUGCUUUACAUAAAUUACAGAGAAAAUCAUUCGCUCCAGCUUCAAUUCACUGUGUGAACUCGGGAAAUGGGCAGCUCGUCGGGAUCAAAGUGUACAGUCCUCUAGGAUAUUGUGCUGGUAUUACAGGCAUUGGAUUUGUUUAUGAUACAGACUUCGAAAGCAUAUGGGGUUCUGCCGAUGAUGUUGCUUCACUAGUCUUUUUUCUCGAUAAGGCAGAACGACUAGUCACGGUAACGGUCUAUAAGAUCGGUUCUUUGGUUUGUCACUUGCAGUUUACCACCGACCUUAAUAGGACGAGCAGUCCCUUCCCUCAACUACCGAUAAAUCCAGACGUAUCGUUCGAGUGCGUCAAAUAUGAGGCUUUGCAUGAUGGAGAUAUUACCGGGUUCUGCGGCUGCUUUGUGGGUUCAUCUAAACAGCUCAACUGCUUUGGAGUCAUACCAGAAAUCAUGGCAGUCUCAUCUAAGUCGGCUUGGGUACCCCCAAAGGUCUAUGCAUCCAUCUCGCCGUCUAAAAGCCAACUCCCAGACAUGCCUCUGGGUGAUAUCAGAAAUCAUGGCCAGCACCAGUCUCGCAUAUUACUAGGGAAGAAGUACCAGUCGGUCCAAGCAUCUAUCAAUCCAGUCGAAUCGAACUAUCGGCGUGCCGGGCAGGUUACCGGUCUCCUCUUUCGCACAACCGCCGACCAGAGUCACCCUGAGCUGCUUGGCCAAUGGACAGGAGCCGGCGACACGUACUACCUUAAUGAAGGUGAGCAAAUUGUUGAUUUAGAGGUGACAACGGCCAAACCUAUCCGCAAGCAAAUGUCGCGGCGUAGGCUAUCACAAGUCAAAAAUAUAACUAUAGUGACAAACCAGAGGAGGGUUAAGUGGGAUCUAGCCGGAACAUUGAUUUGGGGAGGAGGAUGUGUAGUAGACAUGAAUCAAGGCACGCAUAGCGUGACAGAGAUUCUUUGGGAGUUUAACGCUAUGUUUGACCGGGUACAGUGUACAGUACUAGACCACUCCUAA
Molecule: messenger RNA, 2280 nt
Organism: Venustampulla echinocandica
Lineage: Eukaryota; Fungi; Ascomycota; Leotiomycetes; Helotiales; Pleuroascaceae
Exons: 6
Coding region: 1-2280 (759 amino acids)
Source: RefSeq, a predicted model, not a curated record